CAUUUUUUUUUUUUUGUUGUUGAGAUGAGCAUGUCUGUAGCUUCAUUCUCCAUUCACUUGUGCUCGCCCAUACAUCCUACCCACCCAUCCACCUACUGAUUGUAUAAUAUGUCUGCCCCAAAGGUUGCUCGCAUGGAUGAAGACCCCAUCGAGGUCGAUACUGGCAAGGUUACCAUUGUCCCAGGAACAAUGACGGAGCCCCAAUGCGCUACUUUUUGUUUACAGGACGAAGACCACACUCUUGGAAACGCACUCCGCUGGACCCUCAUGAAAAACCCUGAAGUCGAUUUCGCAUCAUAUUCGAUCCCACAUCCCUCAGAAGCAAGGACCAACGUCAGGAUCCAAACCACAGACAGGACGACUGCAGUGGAGGCUAUGUUCAAGGGUUUGGACGAUCUGACAGAUAUCUGCAGUCAUGUCAUCCAGACCUUCCAGACAGAGCUUGCCAAGGGAGAGUUCGAGUACGACGAGGAGAGCGCCUUCUAGAGCAGAUCAGGCUGGAAUGACCGAUACUCCAAGAUCCGGAUAUAGGAAGAGCUGUAAUAAUAAGAACAGCAGGACCAAUAGCGAACAUCAUCAUCACACCACACAUUGUAAUAAAGCAUCGAAUUAAGCAUA
Molecule: messenger RNA, 618 nt
Organism: Gamsiella multidivaricata
Lineage: Eukaryota; Fungi; Mortierellomycota; Mortierellomycetes; Mortierellales; Mortierellaceae
Product: DNA-directed RNA polymerase III subunit C19
Exons: 3
Coding region: 109-486 (125 amino acids)
Biological process (GO): DNA-templated transcription
Cellular component (GO): RNA polymerase I complex; RNA polymerase III complex
Molecular function (GO): DNA binding; protein dimerization activity; DNA-directed RNA polymerase activity
Source: RefSeq, a predicted model, not a curated record